Molecule: messenger RNA, 1477 nt
Organism: Drosophila innubila
Lineage: Eukaryota; Metazoa; Arthropoda; Insecta; Diptera; Drosophilidae
Product: protein psiQ
Exons: 4
Coding region: 94-1362 (422 amino acids)
Source: RefSeq, a predicted model, not a curated record
UAAAACUAACAGUUCAACAGCGACACUCGAGGCAAACGGAUAGCAAAAUUUAUUAAAAGAGCUCCUAAUAAAUAUAUUGAUCGAUAUUUCACAAUGCAGGGCCAUAAAAGGUGCAUUUUUAUAGGUGUGAUUAUCGCAAUCAGUCUGCAGAGCUCUUUAGCCGCAAAUUUGGAGUGCAGUACGGGCACUACCACUGCCACCUGCGCAGAAGGCGUAUCGAAAUGUUUUAUUAAAAGAGCUGCAGAUGGCAGCGUGACACGCGGAUGUGUUACCGAUGACACGUGUCAACCGCCAGCCUGUUUGACGUGUAAUACGAACAAUUGCAACUCCUUCCUGAUGUGCAGGCACUGCGACGCAACACAACCGGAAUGUGCCACAACCAAUGCAACGGCCGAUGCGUACAAUCAACUGUGUGCAGCGAAUCAAGUGUGUCGCAACGAUCUUAAUGGAAACGGAUCAGUGCAACGUGGAUGCGGCGUUGCCUGUGCCAGUGGUGAUACCAGUUGCAAGACUUGCAACACGGACAAUUGUAAUGGGGGCAUUUACCCGGAAGACCGACGAUUAUGCUACCAGUGCUCGGGUGCAACGUGCAACAAUGUGAAUGCGGCCAAUUUGAGUCCCUGUGCAGUCUACAACCAGAAGGAUCAGAAAUGUUACACAAUAGGCACUGAUGAUAAGACUAUGCAACGUGGUUGCACCACGGACACGGAUGCCAAGUGUCCGUUGGCUUCCACUGAUCCCAAUUGUUCAUUUUGUGAUAGUCUGAAUGGAUGCAAUAAUCAGACAUUUGAGAGUGUCCUGGGCGGUUGCAUCAAGUGCAGCGAUGCCGACACUUGCAUCCAAAAUCAGCAGCCGGACAAAGCCACCAACUGUGCCGCCUCCAAUUACACACAGACUGAAAACAGUUGCUACUAUCAACUGCAUGCGAAUGGCACCGUGAGUCGCGGUUGUACCAAUGAACUGAAAGGAACAGGAUGUCUUGCAACAGAGAACUGUGUGCAGUGCAACGGUACGGCAUGCAACGUGCAAGCUGGCACCUUCUCCUGCCUCACCUGUCGCAGUGACAACUAUGCUCCCUGUCGUAAGGCAGAGGUUGGACCCACAAAAUGCACGAACUCAUCUCUCAGUGAUCCAGCAUCAAUGCAAUGCUUCAGUGGCGAGUGGGACGGUGUUGUGCUUCGCGGCUGCCUCAUCGAUCUGGGACCACUGCUGAAGUACCAGUGUGAAAACAAGGACGAUGAUCGCUGUAUGAUCUGCAAGGGACCCAAUUGCAACGAUAAGAAGUACAAUGGUGCCGCCACCUUGCAACACAUGGGAUUGGGACUGAUGGGACUGUUAUUCCUGGUCAGAAAUGCUUUGUAAUCAAUUCUAAGUACUCUUAAUCACACUUUCAAUUCAUCAUCGUACUGUAUACUUCUAUACAAUGAGCUGCCUUUGUAUGUGUGCAUAUGUUAUUUUAUCUAUCAAUAAAAAAAAA